UGACGCACACACGGUACCAUGUGAUCUAAUCGAGCAUACAGCCAUUGAGCAACCGGAACAGAAAAAGCAGUUAGCAAUAACUAGUCUUGGACAAAUACAGCACGCGGCCCAAGCAAGUAACAUUUUUGGAAGGACUAUUCCGCGACCAUGCCGACUGAUACAAAAAGGGUACGUGGCCCAGAAGUGUCUCAAAGUCCAUCUCUCUUUCUGUGUAAAACCGCGGUAAAGAAGUCCAACGACGCCAGGGUAGAUGGCAGGCAGCGUGGUCAAGUGGAUGUCCGUUCAGUUUUUGUCCGAUGUGGGCUGAUAAGUCAAGCCAAAGGUUCAGCUUACAUUGAAGCUGGGAACACGAAGCUCAUAUGCUGUGUGUAUGGACCCAGAGAGACUGAGCGCAAGGAUGAGACCGAUAUGAAAUCCGGAAGACUGAUUACUGACAUGAGAUUUGCCCCAUUCUCUUGUCGAGAGAGAGGCUCGUGGAUUCAAGGUAGUGAUGAAAAGGAUCUGUCACUGAUGCUGUUGGAAAGCCUGAGGCCAGGAGUGUGCUUGCAGAAGUAUCCUCGCUCUCAGAUUGAAGUAAAUGUGAUGGUUCUUGAAAACGACGGCGCCGUCCUGGCACAUGCAGUCACCUGUGCGUCCAUGGCGCUGGCGGACGCAGGUAUAGAGAUGUACGAUCUGGUUCUUGGAUGCUCAAUCCGUCAGGAAGGUGCCACAUACCUUAUCGACCCUACCUUUCUGGAGGAAAAUGGAUGCAACUUGACCUCAGGAUCCAGGGAGAAUUUGGGAAGCCUGACAGUUGCAUUUCUCCCCAGUCUGAACCAGAUUUCUGGACUACAAUCGGAUGGCGAGAUGGGCGAGGACACCCUUACUGGGGGUGUGCGCACAUGUAUUGAGGGGUGUUUCAAACUCUACCCUGUCAUUCAGCAAGCACUGUCCAAGGCAGUACGAAGAAAAGCACCACCAUCAGAGAGCUGAGAGACUGAAAAAUGUGUUGCAUGAUGAUCUCUAGCUUAGGCAGCUGAUCGUCUAGGCUUGAUGUGCAUUCCUGGUAAUACACUUGUGUCCCCUGUGGACCGGCUCGUACAUAAAGCAUCCAACAUUCAGCCUGCAAAGGCAUCAUUUUCCUCAACUAGCUUUAAUGGCGACAAGGCCUUUGGCCACAAUCAUUUUCUGAUUUUUGGACAAAUUACGAUGUUGCACACCUUUUGGCUGAACGUGGAUUGGUCUGAAAAUGGUGUUGCAUAAAGAAAGAAUGCAUAUUUACCCCAUUUUUUUCUCCACUUCUCACCAUUAAAGCUAGUUAAGGAGGAAAAUGAUGCCUUAUGUAUGAGCAGGUCCAUGGGGGACACGAGUGUAUUACUGGGAAUGCACAUCAAGCCAUGAUAGUGCAGAUCUACCACACUAUCGGCUGCCUAGGUUAGAUGAAAAAAGAUGUUAAGUAAAAGUAAGAAAAAAGUCAGUCAUAACAUUUGUCAAUUUUUACUGUUUUGACACGUCAGACUCCAUGCAUAGAUUUAAAAAUAAAUCAUUUAUUAAA
Salvelinus namaycush (lake trout) is the source of this 1534-nucleotide messenger RNA. RefSeq names its product exosome component 6 (gene exosc6). The record is from RefSeq and is a predicted model, not a curated record. Gene Ontology annotation, cellular component: cytoplasmic exosome (RNase complex); nucleolus; nuclear exosome (RNase complex). The coding region runs from base 148 to 972 and encodes 274 amino acids. Gene Ontology annotation, biological process: U4 snRNA 3'-end processing; poly(A)-dependent snoRNA 3'-end processing; rRNA catabolic process. Lineage: Eukaryota; Metazoa; Chordata; Actinopteri; Salmoniformes; Salmonidae. The transcript has a single exon.